This is a messenger RNA of Engraulis encrasicolus (European anchovy), 8159 nucleotides long. Its product is annotated as growth hormone receptor-like. NCBI's taxonomy places the organism in Eukaryota, Metazoa, Chordata, Actinopteri, Clupeiformes, Engraulidae. The record is from RefSeq and is a predicted model, not a curated record. The transcript has 9 exons. Gene Ontology annotation, cellular component: external side of plasma membrane. The coding region runs from base 330 to 1925 and encodes 531 amino acids. Gene Ontology annotation, biological process: cytokine-mediated signaling pathway. Gene Ontology annotation, molecular function: cytokine receptor activity; protein binding.
UGACGUAUAGUCAGAUGGCACAGAGCAAAUCGCCUUUAAGCCAAAGACUUGCAGGCUCGCACUCGCAACAGAGGCAAAUUCUCAGAAGCCGGAGAAACCCUUGAACAUGAUUAUGCGCACUGAGGCGCACUGAGGCAUUCCGCCUUCUGGAUAUUCUUCAUUUAAUCACGAAGGGACGCGGGAUUGUAUUAUUUAUGAAUUACGUUGAUCUUCUGCUGGAUCGUUUUAUGACAGUACAAUUACAAGAAUACACAUCAAGGCCAUCUAAGGGAGGCCGUUUUUGUAAAGUUUAACGGUGAUAUCGAGGAUUCCUUGACUCGGGAGGUUUUAUGCUGUGUGCAAUGCAGUGCUUUGUGGUCUUCACACUCGCUAGUGUUGCUGUCAGCAUUGCCGCCCACGAGGCCCACAGCAGAGGAGAUGCGAUGCAGACAACCAGAAAACCUCAGAUCUACUACUGCCGCUCAUCUAACAUGGAGACGUUUACAUGCUGGUGGCACCCACUUGAAGAUGCUUCUUAUGGCAGUGAGAAGAUCAACUACACUUUCACAUACACUAUUGGCAAUGAGCACGUGCCUAGGGAAUGUCCAGAUUACGUGACAGGUGGAGCCCAAAGCUGUUUUUUUGACAUGGCUCACACACGUGUCUGGGAGGUCUACUGCAUGAAUGUCACCGCCAGAACCAGCAGAGGCGUCUUCACCUCAGCAGAACACUGCAUUGACGUGGCAGACAUAGUGGAAAUAGACCCACCAUUCAACCUGACAUACAUGUUGAUGAACAGCAGUGAAGGAGAAUCUAGCCGCACAGCGCUGGUCUCGUGGUCUUACCCCAUCCCGUCACUGGUGCACAUUGGCUGGAUCACCCUGAUCUACGAGCUGCGCUUUUGGUCAAUAGCAGAUCCAGACAACUGGAAGGACAAAGGCGAUCUGCGGGAGCCCCAGCUGACCCUCCUGGACCUGCCAGCAGGCAACUAUGAGGUGAUGGUACGCUGCAAGUCAAAGAACAACAAGAUCUGGAGCCAAUGGAGCUCUGUGCUCAGUAUCAAUGUGCCAUCUAGAAGAGCAGGAGAUCGCUUGCUUGCACUCAUUUUAAUCACAGGAGUUGGGGUGAUGGCCGUUUUCAUCAUUGGCUUUGGAAUAAUUCCUCAAAGUAAAAGGAUUAAAUCGCUUCUUCUGCCGCCCAUACCCAAGCCACGCAUACGAGGCCUCGACCCUUUACUUCUGAAGAAGGGGAAAAUGGACGAGAUCAACCGCCACUUCUCCUCGUUUUCCGGCUACAAGUCUCCUGAGUACCGCGAGGAGACCUGGUACCAGGUCUACACGGACGAAGGCUUACCUCAUCAUAACCGCCACCUCCAGCCAGCGCCUGCUAACGAGGCGGUCGCCCCUGCCAUCACAGAGCAGCGCGCAUACUCCCCUAGUCAGCCCAUAAUGGCAGCCAGUGAUGGAUCGCGUCAUUGCCUUGAUCCAUCCCCUUAUAUUGAGAGCCUAAACCCCCAGGUCAGAGAGGCCAUGGACGACCCUGUGUUCCCUCAGGCCGGUGUCCCAAACCCGUGGGCCGCCCAUUUCGGUUUGUCACACCCUCAAGUGUCCGGGCCAAACCCGAAUUACUGCUUGAUCAUGAACUCGGACCCCCACGGCACUACCGCAAUGCCCCUGCCAGCGGGGACGCCCCUCCAGGACUUCUACACGUGCGUGAGUGUGAUUGGCCCCAGUGGAGCAGUGCACCUGGCGCCGUGUUUCCCGGAGGUGGUGGCCAAGAAUGCCGGCGCCCAGCACAACACCAACAACACACUACACGGGGAGGGUGGCGGCGAGAAAAGCAGCCAAUAUGUUACGCACUCGUUAAAAAAGGUAGAGGAGGAGCUGGAUGGGGAAAGUGCCUGUUUGAUACAGGGAGAAUCGAGACACACGCAGGUGGCCAAAUAGAAAAACACAAAACACACAAAGAAGAACAAAACACAAAACAAAACAAAAUAAAACACUCCCUAAAAAAAACAACAAAAACAACAGUGAACAGUGAGUUCCUAUACGUAUUUUACACCCUAGCACCUAUGUACUGUAUAUUGUACAGUAUGUACCUACAUAACUAAAAAUAUACAUUUCCAAGAACUCAGGAUUAUACAGUGAGAGUAGUAAUGGGACACGCAGAAGAGAGUGCCAUUCUGUAGACUGGCUUCAUUACGGCUAAAGGAAACACUGUGACAUAGUGCAGAAUGUGUCUGCCCUACCCUAUUAUAUAUUACAUUUACAGUCUGGUAAGCUAGACCAGAUGUGAUUCCAAUUCCAGCCAAAUUUUCCUGUGUUUCAUUAAUAAUUUAUUAAAGAUUAGGUCGUAAUCAUCAAAGAUAAAGAGCACAGAUUUGUUAAUACAGAUAACUAUAUGCUUGUCUUUAAAAGUAAACAUGAGGUUUUCUCCGCUAAGUUAACUACAGGGUUUUCUAUAAGUAAUCUAAUUACUUAACUGCAAAUUUUGGUCUAUACCGUACACGUUGGCAGAGCAGUUCCAAAAGAAAUCUGCUUGGACUCCAAACACACUGUGAACAUAAUUUAAUGUGGUAUGAUUGUGAAAUUACAGAUAGAAUGUUUCCCUUAAUGAAAACACAUUUUCCACUUUAACUGUACAACGCUUUAACUUUGUUACAUUUCAACAUCUCAAUGGGAGAUGUAAAUUGAUAUACAUAGUUUUAUUUCCAUUCUCAUUUUAUCAUUAUAAUCAGAAAGUACAAUAUGUCACACUCAUACUUCCAUUCCGUCACUUAAAAGACACCUCUCUCUCUCCUCCUGUUCAUGAUGUGAUAUUUGCAGUACUUCAACGCUGAGUCUCAGCCUAGUCACUACUAGUGCCCUUAUGCAAAUGUUUCUUUUUUUUUGACUACUUUCUUUAUUUUCUUUGAUAAUCUUUAGGCUGCACACUCCAACACACAACGGUACACCAAAUCGUAAGCUUUAUUAUGUCCCAACGUGUCGAGGACAUGAAGGAAAACUAUGAAUCAUCAAGUGCAUUAUUUAAAAAGUGAGUGCCACUUCCUCAGUGAAUGUAAAUAGGAAAUGAAAAACGUGUAGCUCUUCAAAGGCAAUGCUACAUAGUGGGCGAAUUGACAUUUAAUAAAAGUGCAAUCGUUCGUUUGUCAGGAAUUCAAAAUUUAUUAGGGUAUUUUUUUCUAUGUAAAAAACGAACCGGUGGUAACUUAUAUAGAAUAAAGUUGUCGGCUCAUGUUCUGUACAACACAUGCAUGUGUUUAGAGCUAGACGUUCCCCUUCCAUUGUGAGAUAGACAUGAGAAACGUCAUGGCAUGACUGCGGUCAGACAUGAGAAAAACCUCCUAGUUUCCCACCAGGAAUUGCAUCCCCGAAAACAAACAUAUACUGUUGUAAUGAUAGGCUUUGUCUCCACCUAUAGUGGAAGGAAUAAGUAAGUACUUAGAUUGGAUAGCAUAACGUUUAUUAGUACCCAAAGUUAGAUUUGAUUAGUAUAUCCUAAGGAUGGAAAAGUAAGGAUGUGGUUUUGAUAGUACAUCCUUUUGAGUGUAAAUUGGUCAUAAUAAAUAUGGUCUGAUCUUCACUAGAAUCACAAGGAGCAAUACCACCCAAACAAUUGCACAUUAUCAUAUUUUUAUUGGCCAUAAGAUGUACGGUAAACAAUCAUAGAGCAACAAGGAAUAAUUACGUACAUCCUUGCAUUUGAUAGGUGGCUGACCCUUCUUUUGCUGCAAUAACCCAGGCAUUUCCUGUAGUUGCAGAUCAGAUGGGCAAAACAAUCUACAAAACUGCCACACUUCAGCAUGGUUCUUGGGAUGUCUGGAGUGAAUAGGUUUCUUGAAAUUAUGCCAUACUGUAUAUCAAUUGGAGUUUAUGUCAGAACUUUGACUGGGCUAUUCCAACAUGUGAAUUGUAUUGUUCUGAAACCAUUCUGAAGUUGUUUUGCUUCUAACAUAUGGGUUGUUGUCUUGCGUCAGCGCUCAUCUGCUUUUUCGCUUCAACUGUGUGACAAACUACCUCAGGCUUUUCUGUAAAAUGGCUCAAUAAUCUUUUGCAUUCAUUGUUUCACUGAUGAUAUGUAACGGAGGCCAACUAGCAGAGUGUGGUGUGGAGCAUUAUCGGCUAUCGGACCGGCCCUUUAGCUCAGCGCGCUUGUAGUGCCUCCCAUUGCCGAACCAAUGUAGUUGACGAGGUGGCAGGUUUGUGGCCCUGAGGGGGACCAGCUGUGCAGGAACACCUCUGUCACAGAUAGCAAACUGUCAAGGGCCCAAGCUAGCUACCCCCAUAUGAUGAUACUACCAACACCCUACUUAAAGGUUAGGAUGUGGUUUUGGCAUGGGUGACGCGAGGGGGGGAAAGGUGUUACAGAUUCCAAGGGCCCAACAGCACUGACAGGGCCCCUGGAGGAUGCUGAUAACAUAAUUUGUCAUUUUAGGGGCCCAAAAUUUGAUUUUUUUCAUGGGGCCCAAAAUGUUUAGCAGCACCCCUGGGUUUUGGUGAAGGUGAAGUACUCCUAUUUUUACAAGACUGUGUUUCUAUAGAAUAUUUUAACAGGAACUCUGUGAAGCACAUGUUGUGCGUGAGGUAUAUUUUCAUAUGCAGCUAUAUUUUCUGGGCAACAAUGGCUUCCUCUGUGGCAUUGGCCCAUGUAUCCCAUAUUUGCUUAUUGUUGUCGGUUUGUAGAUACUGUAGUGUUAUGUCAGCAGAGAUGAUGGCAUGUUCCAGUGAUUUCUGUAAGUCUUCAGCCUCACCAUCUAGGAGCAUUUGAACUUCACUGAGGACACCAUGCUAUGCCCUUGGAGUAUUUUUUUCAGGGCUAUCACCACUGGGGACAGAAACAACACUGCUCAACUGUGUUUCUUUGUAGACACUCUCUCUAACCCAGCAUUUAUGACUGACAAGACUUCCAGAGAUGGUUUUCUAACCGUUUAGAGCUUUAUACAAAUUAAUAACUCUUGAUCAUAGGUGUUAAGAGAAGUUGAGGCAUGGUUCACGUCAAACAGCUCCUGUCCAUCAACUUCAAGACAUAAUUCUUAACUGGUUUGUGUUUUCCACCGGACAGGGCAGUUUUAAGCGACAUCUGAUCGGUUGAAUUUGAAAUCCCUCAAAUUGUGUGUCUUGUUUGUAUAGACUUCUCUAAUUAGCUUUUGAAGGAUCCUUAGCCAAAGGUGUACUUAUUCCUUCCUCGUUUCAGAAUGUUUGUAGCUUAUGGUCAGUAAAAAUAUGAUCGCAUGUAAUUGUUAGACUGGGAUAUGUUAAAUCAGGCACUGUUCCUGCUUGUGUUUUCCAGAAAGGUCAGACCAUUUCUUAUGACCAAUUUCGACCAAAAUGAAACAAAUUUCAAAGGGUGCCCAAACUUUUUUUCCUCCCACUGUAAAUAAUGGGGAGUAAAUGACGUACAAGUACAUUUAAUUUAGAGAAAGUCUUUGAAGCAUUGAAAUGAGAAAAAGAAAUAAGCUCCGCUUUAGCGUUCAAAUAUCUAAACCAGCCUCACCUGCCAGGAAACAAAGAAGGGGGCAUGGUUUGUUAGGAUUACAAGUAUAACUUACUUUCUAUCACCAUUUUGUAAAUUCCAUCAGUAUGCUAUUUGUUUCUUAAAGCUGCAGUCCUCAAGGUUUCAUUGUCACAUUUCCUUGAACUCUUAUGAGAUUUUGAAGUACCUGGAAAAGGCUAUUAUGGAAAAACUUAAUUCCCUUGCUCCCUCCAAAGCCUUUUAGCGUGUCUGCAAAAAUUGCUGCGCUCAGUCAAUGAGGGGUCGCUAGUUAUUUCUUCUCAACAGUUAUGUUUCAGAUGUUUCAAAAACCACUGUCUAGAUUUAUCCUUAGCACUUGGUAGACAGCAGACACUGUGAAAAAAAUAAGUUGCGCUCAUGUGCACAACAUUGACUACAGAUGGGGGAAGGUUUUGGAGGAGUUACAGGUUUGGGAAGGGAAUGACUGUUAGUUCUACUCAAUUCUGCUUCCAGUCUAAAAUAAAGGACAAGACAAACAUUGCAGACUACAGCUUUAAAGGCUCUUUAUGUUGUGCUUGUGUCACUCUGUAGCUCCUACUCCUCAUCAGAGCCAUGGGAGCAGGAAUUAGGCCAAUCCCUUUGACCUCCAUGCUCCAUUUUUUACUUUAAGAUAGCGACUCAUGGAGUCUAUGACACACAGAUCGCCAUUGUCAUAGUUCCAAAAUAGUUCCAGAAAGUGAGUGUCAGAACACAGAACACAGUCGUAGUAAAGGCAAAUGUAAUUCAUUUUACUUCAUUUUUACGUCAUCUUUGCUUGUUAUGUCGUGGUUCUGUGUUACAGUAGUCUCUUGUGAACAGAAAGGCGCUGCCUAGAAUUAUUUGACGAUUACGUGAAUCAUGUCACCAACUGACUUCCUGUCCCAUUUGUCACAACUCUGAAUUCUAUGGCUCUGAUUCUAGUCAUUGUUAGUCAUUGCUCCUCACCAAUGGGGGCAGCAUGUAAUGAAAGGAUGAUUUAUGAGGUUAAAAUUCUAAAUAUGCCACCCAAGAUAAAGCAUUCUAUGCAUCGCCAAUGCAAAAAAGAGGGUUCAAUGCCGGGCUCGUAAAUGAGCAUGACCCAUGACGGCACAGCUGUCAUCGAACACUUAACACAGUAUCAACUAAUCAUGUUACCUCAAAAUACACGGAAGAAUGAAGAGGUGGAGCACACUCGGUUUCUUUGUAAUUCUUUUUUAAUUUUUUUACAUAGCAGCAGAAAAACAGAGAAGUGUUUUGGUGUAUUGGAACUACCUAAGAAAUACACACAAUUCCAUAAGCUCAUUUGCCACCUAAUUGAAGAGCUCCGUUGCAAAAUGACGAAUCUCGAACAUUUUGGAAAACUGACAUUUUUGUAUUUGACAUUGCAUUCCAUUGCAUUGCGAAAUGCAUUUUAUAUACGUUUUGAAAGUAUGUUCUCAAAAUAUUUGAAUGGCAAGAAUUCACACAUAAAUGAUAGGACGUAGUCACAAACGGUCAUUUCCAAUAGUAAAAUGCAAAAGUUUACGUUUACAUCAUUUUGCGACAUAACUCUUCAAUUCCUGUCCCAGGCACCUUGUAUUGUAAGCACCAGAAGUCUACAGUAACUUGAUCUUUGCAUGAAUUAGGCCUACAAUUCAAAAUUACACAAAUAUGUGAACAUACAGGUAGGGGCCCUUAAACACACACACACACACACACACACACACACACACACAGAGUUAUAAACAGGGUAUAAACAGAAAGUCUGGGUAUCAGGUAUCGCUGGAAAAAUAUGGACAGAUGUGUUGUGCUUUGCAAAUGCUGAGUGCUUUCACAAUCCGACUGUGUGGACAAGUCAUUUAAAACAUUGCUGUUGUUCUAAGAGAGAGAGAAAAACAAUAGUCGAUGACUAUGAAGUCAUUUUAAAACAUCUAAUCAUAAUGCAAAAUAACAUUUGGACUAUGGCACCCAGAUAGUGCACUUUCUCUCUUUCUUUCUUUCUUUCUUUCUUUCUUUCUUUCUUUCUUUCUUUCUUUCUUUCUUUCUUUCUUUCUUUCUUUCUUAAGUAAAUAGGCAAAUAUAAAAUGUUAAAUACAUGUACCGUAAACCAUAAAAAAUAUAUUAUAGAUAAGACAAUCAAGAAUGAUGUUUCAUGACAAAAAAACCAUACUCAGGGCAGGCAUGGCCAUAGCAACACUGUCGGAAUUAGCACUGUUUGUGACAAGGUGAUAUUGUGGUGUGUGUGAGUCUGAUAACAUUGUGCAGAGAGACGUUGGAGAACAUGUACACGUGUGUGUCAAGUGAAAUCUCUGUAUUCUCUGUCUUGAACCAUUUGAAAUGUGCGUCAGUGUAUAUUGAAUUUGUUUCGAUACAAACCUGAUAGCUGUCACCCUACGUAUUUAGUUUACCACAGCAUCUCAUGCCAUAUUGGUAUGUAGUCUACCUGUUUGUUUGUUUUUCUAGUUUCCAUAUAAUGUUAUAUUUGUCUGUCCAAUUGCUUUAUUUUCUGUGCCUUUGAAAUGCACUGCUCAUAUGUCUGAUUCACAAAUUCAGUUAUUCAGUUAUUAUGCAGUCACUACCAGCCAGUUAGUCUUGUUAAAAAAAAAGUAUCCUAUAUUUUUUAAAACAAAAUGAUGUGGUCAUUGGUAGCUAUGGUCCAAGUUUGGUCUUGUCUGUUUUUCACCCUCUGAUGGCACUUUACUAUGUGAUGAAAUAAAAUACUCUAGCUCAUC